GUAGUAUUAUUGCUCUUCUCUUUCGCAACCAUGCAGCCGACCAGUGCGCUUGCGUUGAUACCAUUCUUGGUUCUCAUUGUCUUGGCACAAGCGAGACCCGACGCAGAAGAAAAUGUUGAUUCUGGGCCGCCAUGUUUAGGCUGUGAAGUAGACCAAGAUUCUAAUAAGUCCCUUUACAAAAAUAUGGCAGAAGAAUCAAUACUAAAGUAUCUAAGAGAUAACAAUUUUGACAAAUAUCACAAAAUCAUAAAAAUCACUAAAGCUACUCAACAAGUUGUAGCUGGAUAUAUGUAUAGAAUAGAUUUCGAUGCCUAUCCGACUAACUGUGAUUUGGAGAGCGACGAGGACACUUCUACCUGUGAAGUGAUGGACACGUCAAAAUACUUAAAAUGCCAUUCGGAAAUUUGGGAUCGCGCAUGGUUAGAUCAGAAACAGAUUAAAGUUACUUGCGAAGACAAGCGUAGGGAGAAAAGGCAAAUUACAGGUGGCGUAAAAGAGCAAGACCCUAAAAAUCCUGUAUACGCAGACCUAGCUACGGAGUCAUUAGCACUUUAUGCGAAAGACAAAGGUUUGUCUGGAUCUCAUGAAGUCGUAGAAGUCACGAAAGCAACAACGCAAGUGGUGGCUGGAUACCUUACUCACGUAUACUUUAACGCUUUAAUAGGCUCUUCGAAUCCUGUGACCUGCCACUCGGUAGUAUUGGAACAGGCGUGGCUCAAUGUAAAAAAUAUUACAGUCACUUGUGACUUAAUAGAAGAGAAACAGAACAAUCCUGGUGGCGACCAAGAAAAAGACAAAUACGAUCCCAUUUACUAACAGCUAGCGGAGGAAUAAUUCGCAAAAUAUAAAAAUGAUAUUAGUUCAACGGAAUGCCACCAAGUUUUAACAAUUGAAAGAGUUACUGAGCAAGUUGUGUCUGGAUACAUUACAAGAAUCAACUUUUAUGUGAGGUUCAUAAACUCAAACGACACAUUAUUAUGCCAUUCGAAAAUAUGGCAACAACCCUGGUUGAAUCGAAAAGAAAUUGAUAUUGAUUGUGCCUCCAAAAACUAAUACCAUUAAUGCAAAUAAACAUUUAAAAAAAUAUAUAUAUCAUUAAUAAAAAAAA
Messenger RNA from Pararge aegeria (speckled wood butterfly), 1108 nucleotides. RefSeq lists its product as uncharacterized. The transcript has 2 exons. The coding region runs from base 31 to 816 and encodes 261 amino acids. The record is from RefSeq and is a predicted model, not a curated record. NCBI's taxonomy places the organism in Eukaryota, Metazoa, Arthropoda, Insecta, Lepidoptera, Nymphalidae. Gene Ontology annotation, molecular function: cysteine-type endopeptidase inhibitor activity.